CACAGUCAUUGUGUUGACCGGCCAGCCCAUUGUCUGUGUGGGGGCACCGUGGACAAUGUCGCCAAUCUCUGUCCAAACUAUGAUCCAACACUGCUAUUGUGACCCGUCUUUUUCCCACUUAACCAGACAAGAUGGUGUCCCCGUGUGAUGAGAGGAGGAGGAGGAGGAGGAGGAGGUGGGGGUCCUCUGUUCUGCCUGGCACUGAGUUAGAGAAUGUGAAGAGCACACAGAUUAUCAAUCUGUGACACUGGUACAGUCACUGGUGAUCAUGUGCAGACGUGGAUGGGCUACGUAGCCAACACAACAUCAUCGUAACUUCUCUGCUGACAGUGAGUAUUACACAGAAGUCUCUGCUUCUCUAUGCUUGGUGCUUCCUGUUUUUCUGCCUCCACCGUGAACGUCAGCCUGCUUACAGAGAGUAAGCAUAUGAAAUUUACAGUUUGGCUGCUGGAAUAUUUUCCUGAAAGCUGGAUUAUUUUCACAUGGAACACCAGCUCUAAGGAUGGAAACAACUGUUGUGGUUCCAAACCAACCGUUGCGAUGCUUUGACUGAGGUUCUGUGAUGGGAUGCAGAUGGAUGGACACUAACAACUCUAAUGCCAAGUGUCUGGUUUUGAGCCUGGCUGAGGUGUGACCGCUGCUAUGCCUGAGAUGCAGACCUUCUACCAGCCCCACCACACUAUCCAUCACCAUCCAGGUCUCUACCUGGACCCCACCCUGAUGCAGCGACACUUUGUGGAAGAUCAAGUGGAACUGUGGUGGUUCCAAGAGCCACGUCAUUCCCUAUUGUGCUACUGUGCUUCAGUGGCCAUCAUACUGGCGCUGGGCCUUGGUGGUGUGGGCCUCCUCUCCAGCACCACAAGCCUGUCCGGAGAGUGGCGCCUUGGUGUAGGGACUACACUCUGCCUCUUAGCCCUGGCUGUUCUGCUCAAGCAGCUGCUUAGCUCUGCCAUCCAGGACAUGAACUGUGUGCACAGCCGACGUCGGAUCGACCAGCUGAAAAGUGGCGGGAGGGCUGACCCGGCAUUGAUCUUAGCUGUGGGGCUGGCAGUGACUCUCUGUGGGACGGUGCUUCUUUGCAUGGCCAUAAUCGGCAGCCAAGGUCAUGACAGCAAGGAAAUGUUGGUGUCUAGUCUGAUGCUGAUGGCUGCUGGGGUAGGCAUGGCUCUAGCUGUGGUGGGCUACAACAUGCUCAUCUACCUUAAAAAAAGAAGGGAGCAGAGGAGGAGAAGGAUGAUGAGAAUGAGCCGAGCGAGGAUGCUGGGAAGCCGAGCUGUCAGGGUGUUCAGUGUCUCAGGAGGACAGAUGAGCCAGGCUAGGAGAGAGACAUCCUCCAGCAGGACCAGUCUGAUCUGAAUGGAGCAAAUCUGAAUGGGCAGAAUCACUGAGAGAAAAAAAGAUCAGAGAUUAGAUUUGUGGAAAACAAAGAUUUUAAUUCAGGAAAUCAUCAGUGCCCCUAGUCUUGGCUGUUAGGGGAUCUUUGUGUUUUUGUUUUCCAUCAGCAUAAAAAUGAUUUCUGUUCAAAAUCAUCAAAAGAAUACCUGCAAAUAGUUUG
This is a messenger RNA of Larimichthys crocea (large yellow croaker), 1555 nucleotides long. RefSeq names its product transmembrane protein 125b (gene tmem125b). The record is from RefSeq and is a predicted model, not a curated record. Bases 643 to 1356 code for a protein of 237 amino acids. The transcript is spliced from 2 exons. Lineage: Eukaryota; Metazoa; Chordata; Actinopteri; Sciaenidae.